Drosophila miranda is the source of this 1241-nucleotide messenger RNA. RefSeq lists its product as uncharacterized. The transcript has a single exon. The coding region runs from base 99 to 998 and encodes 299 amino acids. The record is from RefSeq and is a predicted model, not a curated record. Lineage: Eukaryota; Metazoa; Arthropoda; Insecta; Diptera; Drosophilidae. Gene Ontology annotation, molecular function: structural molecule activity.
GCUUGCAUUCGCUUGUAAAUUCUCGAGAGGAACGCGUGCAAUUGAACGCAUUGAACGUUUCAAGGUGAUUACAUAAAGCCGAAUCGGGAGGAAAAACUAUGCAGAAAGCCAUUAAGAAGGAGCUCAGUUUCUCACUGGACACCCUGGAGCGGUAUCGGGCCAAGUAUGGGCGCAGUGCAUCGCUGGACACAAACGGGCAUGUGAUCUACACAGAGAAUGAGUCCACUUUGAGUAUAGGUGGUGUUCCGGCACCGGCAACCAAAUCGCCGGCCAGCAUAUUCACAAGAUCUUCUUCGCCGCCGAAGCUAACCAAACUGCAGGAGCUGCAAAUGAAGAAGGAGGCCUACCUCAGGGCCCGCGAGCACGAGAAGGAAAUGGAGCAGCUGCAGAGCAUACAAAAGAAAACCACAAAUGGCCUGGACGCGGCCAAAGCCAUGCCACCCAAACUGGAAAGCCCAACGAAGACCCCUCCCCCUGCCACGGGCACUGCAGCCGCUGCGGCCACUGCCACCAAAUCCCCGACGCCAGCAGGGUACUCCAACUGGUCGAACCACCAUACAACGCUCUCCUCGCAGCCCUGGGUGGCCAUCUCUGAACUUAUGUACUUUUGCGACAAAUACGAGUUCACGAGCCUGAGCACAAGAGACCUGAAGACACACCAGGAGAUUGUGGCCGAGGUGAGGGCUCUGCUAUCGGGCAAGGCUCCGUUUGAUCAACGCACCCGCUUCCCGGGCAACAUACAUGACCCGGAGAACCUCUGGGUCUGCAUUGGGCGCUGCGCCAGCGUGGAGUAUCACCUCCAGCGCAUUAUCAGCAUCUUUAGGAAGCCCCUCAAUCAGCUGACGCCGGACAAGCAACGGACCGUGCGUCAGAACUUUCAUCUGGCGGUGAGCGAGCUGCGGCUGGACAUCUCGGCGAGGAUCAGCGAAGUGCGUCUAUACGACCGCCUGGUAUUCGAGCGGGAGUUUCGUCUGGAGUGGCAGGAGGCUGACGCCUAACAGGGCGUUAGUGAAAAGCGGUAGAAGGACACGCGCGUGUGGUAACAAUCGACAAUAACUUUUAUUUGCAACACUUUUUGGAAUUGAUCCAUAUCAUUUUUCGGUGCAUGGUGAAAAACGGUUACAAAAAUACACACAGGAUUUGUAUGGAGUAUAGCGAUGCGCAUACAGAGCACAGUACAGAGCGCAUCGUUCUCCAUUUAACAACACACAAUUCAUGGCUCUCAGCCGUGGAUUGCUCUU